AAGAGAAAGAGUAUGAAAGAAGAAAGAAAGGUCCCCGGGGGGGAAACAGAAAGUUGAAUUAUACAACAAUAUCGUAAAGACAAAUUCUGACAUACACAAACACACACAAAACCAAAGUGAAGCGAAUGGCGAAGGGCAGAAUGGUAGCGGACGCCGAACUCCGAACGGCAAACGUCACCGGACAUUUGACGACGCCGACACGAGCGAGCGAGCGAGCGGGAUUAUUGGCACCGUAGGGUUGUAUAACCAGCCGCGCGAUUUUGCAGCGGCAGCAGCAGCAGCAACGAACGGCGCUCAAGCGGCGCUCACUCCGCAGCGAACCUGUUCGCUGGCAAGUACACACGCGUUACGGUGUCCUGUCGGUGUAGACGCGCACGAGCGAUGGAACGACGCUAAAAGGCGAAACAACAAAACCCCCCUCCGCGGAAGCAAAACAAACCAAAACACAAAAACACACAGCACCGGGUCCUCUAAUGUCAACCGCUGUGACUACUGUGCGUGACUACUAAUAGCUCCACUCAUAGGGGGCACAACGAAUCCGGGCCAACCUUUCGGGUACGAAGCCCUGUGUCUGUGUGUGUUUGUGUGUGUCUGUGUGUGUUUUUUUUUGGGGACGGAGAGGACGCCGUAGACGCUUUGACAACUACCGGGAAAAAAAAAAAAACAAAACGCCGGUGCCAUUGUUGUGUAAAUAAGCCAGAUUUGCCACCGAACAGUGCAAACACCGAACAGUGUGAUAAGGGGUGUUGGUAGUGCUGGUGGUAGUAGUAGUAGUAGUAUUCCGGUGCUUAUCGUUUCUCCCAUCUCAUUCGACCAUCUUUCUUUGCCAUCCCGGGACUGCCUGGAUGGUGCAGCCGUGCCGCCAGCGCGCCAUCAACUAGACGCUUUGGCCGCUCCAAUCAACCCGCCAGCAACUCUCCACCUGCACUCCAGACCUCCAGCAUCCCCCUCUCCCCCUCCAACACGCCACAACACCUGCCAAAUGCGACAAUAGUAUGGAAGUAUGUUCGCCGCAAGGAGCAUCCUGUGCCGUUUAUAUAAUACUUUAAUUUUCAUGCACCUGAUCUACGUGACGCGGUCGUUCGGUGUCAUCUUCGAGGAGUAUGUCGUGGACCAAGGCCGCAAUCUGACGCUCCGGUGCGACUCGAAGCAUCCGGUGCGCUGGGUGCGGGAGGGCCGCCGGGAGGACGUGCGCCAGUUCCAGCUGGACGGUUCGCUCGUGCUGACAAACCUUACCGCAAGGGACAGCGGCCGGUACACCUGCUCGGCCGCGAUACCCACCCUCACGACGGUCGGCGUGCUGGAGGGCACCGAGCCGGACCCGUCCGCCACUGCGCCCGGCAAUGACAGCAGCACGGGGCCCGCCUACGAUGCCGGGUACGAGAACGCCACCACCGACGAGCCGGCGGACGAGCGGCCGGGCGAUGACGACGAGGAUGGCGGGUACGAUGCGUCGUCCGCCGCGUCCGAGGAGCACUUCGUCGAGCUGCUGAAGGUGAACGUGAAGGUGCGGACGCCCCCGCUCGCGGUGUCUAACUUUUACGUGCGCGCGUCCACCAUUAUCGCCGUGCUGGUGUGGGAGGUGAUGCCGAACCGGACCGGCGGGUACGCAAUACGCGACUUCACCGCCGAGAUGCGCAAGAUGCGCGAGGGCAGCAACGAGACGGAGCUGCCCUGGGAAACGAUCGAUCCCCGCCACAUCAGCCCGAACGCGCGCCAGCUCGAAAUCUACCAUCUCAUACCGAACACGACGUACGAGUUUCGGAUCUGGGGCAAUAAUCAGCUCGGGGCCGGCGAGAUCGUUACCAUCCUGGCGACGACCCAGCCGCGCAUGGAGGAGAAAGAUCUGGUCCGGCGCAUCAUGAUCGAUGCGAAAAACUUCGACACCCGCGUCUGGAUAGCGGCGGUCGGCAUCGUGAUGGGCACGCUCGUCAUCCUGUCGCUCGGUACCUGCAUCGUGCUGUACAAGGAGUGCCGCGAACCAGCCGCGAACGAUAAGGACGAGGAGCUGGACAGUCUCGAGCUGGUGCCGAACAUCAUCCUGAAUCCGGGCUUCUGCGACUCGGACGACCAGGGCCAGAACCCGCUGGCGCCACCGAUACCGCGCACCCUGCCGUACAACCGGUACCGGACGGGCGGGCCGCACGACGGCCGAGGGCGCCCGGUGGACGACGAGGACGACGAGGACGACGACGAGGACGACGAGGAGCCGAUGACGUUCAGCCGCCGGAUGUCGAUCUUCUUCACCGGCAACACGAUCAAGCGGAUUUGAGUGCAAGUAUUCCCGGUGGACGCUACUGUGUACUACUGAUGCAGCCCGAGAAGUACUCAGCCCAACACGUGUUCACGUUGGAACACAUACACAUACACACACAUCCACACACUCAUCCUGCGCUCCACACGCCAUACAAACACAGACAGUAACGCCAGCAAGGUAACGCAAUGGGUAACGAUGCGAAGGGCAGUGGAGUCAGCAACUCGGCGAUGCUACUAAGCGUACAAGUGUAGUGCUACAUUGCUUGCGGGCAAUGACGACGUUGGUGGUUAGACGUCAGCAUUCAGUUCUUUCGAUGUGCCUUUGCUGAUGAGUUCCCGUGCUUCCCGGUUGUUUUGCGUGCGCUCUGUGGACGUUUCUUCGUUUUACUUUUGCACCACCUUCACCAUUCCCUCCCUCGCUCUUCGGAGGCACGCAUUUCCCGUUUUGUGGCGGAACUUGUUUCGUAAACAAACAAACAAAAAAAGCCUGACUGACUUACUGGACAAUGUGUGCGUGUUUAAGGCUGAAGGGGGGGGGAGCGCACGUUUUGGGUUUUAUGGAAUCCACCCAGAUGGCGCUGUUUGACGCAUCUUUCACAGCAAAAUAUCGGGUGGCCUUUGCCACGCACCCCCACCAGUGAUUGCAAAAAUACAAUAAUGCAUGUGAGUCGCGUACAUCAAACCUGCUUCAACGCUCCCUUUUGUAUUACGAUCCGAGCUUGCAAAAAAACCCGUUGGGUGCUCCCCGAUCCGGGGAGCUUAUCCGCCAUCUUUUCCUCCGUACGCUAAGCACGCAUGCAAACUAUGAGUGAAAAUAACGGCUAAUGAUAUAUUUAGAUAAGAAAACACGUACUCCGGAACAUCCUCACACCCACGACAACUACAACACACAUACACACAUAUACAGAAAACACGUUAUUUCGCUAGUGAAGACUAAGUGUAGGGUAUAGCUACUACACCAAUGUGACGUACACGCGUAUAGUUAGGGUAAGGCGUACGAAGCGAAUCAUGUUAAAACAAAUCGCAAAAAAAUCCCCGCAACCGGCACAUGUUAGCUUAUCACGCUAGAGAUAACAAAAAAAGGAAGCUCAGCAAACCACGGAUGGGGGACGGUAGACUUAACAAACGUGUUUCCCCACCCCGGCACGAGCUAAUUGACAGAACGCCUCGGCCAAGAUGAGUGAGACGUAACCGAUCUACCAACGAUCGUUACAGAGUGCAAAAUUUCUCCCACUGCUUUCGUACUGACCGUUUGUGACUCCCCCUGUGGUUUAAGUGCUGGCUGCAUUAUAGUCACUGUCACAAUUCAUCCACUAAGCCCUACCAAACGCAUUCGGCGUGUUGUGCUGUGCGUGUUUCAGCAUCCGCAAUAUCCGUCCCGAAAGAUUUUCCGGUGAGCUGCAUUGCUCACCGCUAAACAGUACGAAGCAUUUAAUAUGUGCGUGUAUGUGUGUGUGUGUGUGUGCAAGCAACCUUUCGCUUUACGUCUACUAAGCUUACUAAGUCUAUUGGCAUACUAAAUGAACUGGAAGAGGUUGUGUAUGGAUAGAAGCGAGGCGCGUUGUUUACGGCGCUGCCGGUGCUACUACUACCGCUACUAUCACUACUAAGUCACUAAGGUUGCUGGCAGUGAUGGCUUCAUCCACUAGCCGACCGGCUACGUCCUACGUUUUUGCCGCUAGAGGGCAGCCUAUUGGCUUUCUUAGACCAUCAUUUACUAUUAAUAUUACUAUAAUUACUACUACUGCUACUGCUAUCACCGCUGAGACACGCACUCAUACACGCCGAGUGUCACCUACACAUACACACACUUUUACCGCCUUUAUAAUGGGUAAGUGAAGCAACGGCUCAAUCGACUGUGUCACCCAGGCGUUUGCCUGUGUCAAACAUGGCGGGACUUGUUUGUAAACAAACAACUGUGUGACAAGUAAAAAUGUGGCGUUUGUGGCACAGAAUAUGUAAACAAGUUCAGCUAAGACAGAAAGAGAGAGAGAGAGAGACAGAGAGAGAGAGAGAAAGAGAGAGAGAGAGAACAAGAA
Molecule: messenger RNA, 4295 nt
Organism: Anopheles merus
Lineage: Eukaryota; Metazoa; Arthropoda; Insecta; Diptera; Culicidae
Exons: 6
Coding region: 1004-2272 (422 amino acids)
Molecular function (GO): protein binding
Source: RefSeq, a predicted model, not a curated record